Messenger RNA from Vespa mandarinia (Asian giant hornet), 1689 nucleotides. RefSeq names its product ELKS/RAB6-interacting/CAST family member bruchpilot (gene brp). NCBI's taxonomy places the organism in Eukaryota, Metazoa, Arthropoda, Insecta, Hymenoptera, Vespidae. Gene Ontology annotation, molecular function: structural constituent of presynaptic active zone. Gene Ontology annotation, biological process: regulation of synaptic plasticity; neuromuscular synaptic transmission; maintenance of presynaptic active zone structure. Gene Ontology annotation, cellular component: cytoskeleton of presynaptic active zone. The record is from RefSeq and is a predicted model, not a curated record.
CCUCAGACACGUUCUUGCCCAUCACGACUUACCACUAUCAUCGCCGAUCGUCGUUAUCGAUGCGCGAGCAACGGGACGGUCCGAAAGUCGUCAAGUCGCGUCAAGGCGAGCCGAUUCCAGGCCCAAGGGAGGACUUUGCGACUGUUUGGCACCGACCUGAUGCGUCAUGCGAUUAUACGACGUCGUUCUCCUCGCGAGCUAAAAGAGACGAACGAGACGCUGAAGAGCCUACAGACGAGGUUGGAGCUGGCGUACGCAUCGACAGCGUCGUCCGGUGCACCGGUCGCCGGUGGAGGAGCACUCGGAGGGCUAGGUAGCGUAUCGUGCGGGGGUACGGGAAUCAGCGGUACCGUCCUAGGAGGUAGCGUGGCGGUUCCAGGCGGCGUGCCCGGUAGCACCACCCUGACGGCCAUCAUGGAGACGAAAGAUGCCCGGAUACAAACGUUGGAGAAGGAGGUAGCACUCUUGGAAACGGAGUUACAGCGUAUCAAGGAGUGCGGUGGUAGAUUGAGGGAGCAGUUGUUGAAAGCCACCGCCGUGCCAAGCGGCGGUGACAUGCAACAGCUUCAACAACAAUUUCAGCAGCAACAGCAACAACAACAGCAAAUACAGCAGCAACAGCAGCAGCAACAACAACAACAACAACAACAAUUAGGUUUAUCGAAUGUCACAAGUGGCGUUACGGGUAUCGAGCAACAAGCUCAACAGGGAUUGGUGACGGCCUUGGGUGGUCCACAACAGUCCGGCACGUUGGCCCUGGCCAGGGGACCGUCCGUGAUGACCUCCCUGGUACCGUACGGUCACUCGUCGUCCACGGCACUAACCACUCCGUUGCUUGCCGGUUCGACAGGUGGAACCUUGAGCGGGAGCAGCGGGGUCGGCAUCCUUGGCGGCGGUUCCUCGUGCCUGGCCGGCAUCUCGUCGGGCACCACCACUGGCGUGGUCAAUCCCUAUACCGAUCGUUACUCCGAUCAUCACCUUCAUCCCCAUCAGCUUCACCAUCAUCAGCAUCACCAUCAUCAUCAUCUCCAUCAGCAGCAGCAACAACAACAACAACAGCAGCAGCAACAUCAACAACAUCUAUUGCAGCAGCACCAGCAACAUCAGAUCCAGCAGCACUUAAGGCAAAUAGAGCCAGCGGCCGCAGGAGCCUUGGCGCUCCAUGCCCACACCUUCAACAAACACGACCUGAACUUCAAACGGCAAGUAAGUUUCUUCAUCAACAACGUGCGCAUCGAAAAGAACGACGCCGUCUAGGGAGGUGGGAGGUGCCGCGCGGAAUUUGGACGACACCUUUGAUAACCUUUGAACCCUGGCUACCACACGUUGGCUAACACCGUUUCUUCGUUUUCUUCGACGUCCGCUGAGUUCUCUCUCGCGCGCUUCCGCUCGCUCCCCCCGAAACCCCCUCUUCUCUUCGGCUUUUCGAAUCUCUACGGAGGAGCAUGAUGAUGAUGAUGAUGAUGAUGAUGAUGAUGAUGAUGAUGAUGAUGACGACUGAGUAGCAUCUGGAGCAUGAUCUAACACUUAAGUUUUAAAUUAUAUCGAUGACACACACAUCGUGCCUGCUCCUCUCUCGUUUCGUCGGAUUCAAGAUAUAUAAAGGGACGGAGAGAAAUUGGAAAACAAAAAGAAAGAAAUAGAAAGAGAAAGAAAAAGAGAGAGAGAGAGAGAGAAAAACAGAGAAGG